Messenger RNA from Eubalaena glacialis (North Atlantic right whale), 3362 nucleotides. RefSeq names its product DNA polymerase iota (gene POLI). Gene Ontology annotation, biological process: translesion synthesis. The record is from RefSeq and is a predicted model, not a curated record. The transcript is spliced from 10 exons. NCBI's taxonomy places the organism in Eukaryota, Metazoa, Chordata, Mammalia, Artiodactyla, Balaenidae. The coding region runs from base 61 to 2244 and encodes 727 amino acids. Gene Ontology annotation, molecular function: DNA-directed DNA polymerase activity; damaged DNA binding.
CAGGGGGUGGAGCCCGAGGAGGAAGGCGACCGCGACGAGGAAGAGGACGCGGCUCGGGCCAUGGAGCGGGCCGAGGCGGGGGCAGCCGGCAGCUCGCCGGGUGCGCUGGGGCCUGAGGAGCCCGGCGGCCUCCCUUGGUUCCAUGAUCAAGUGGUGCCAGCAGGAAGUUCUUCAUCUAGAGUCAUAGUACACGUGGAUCUGGAUUGCUUUUACGCACAAGUAGAAAUGAUCUCAAAUCCAGAGCUAAAAGGCAAACCUUUAGGGGUUCAGCAGAAAUAUUUGGUGGUUACCUGCAACUAUGAAGCUAGGAAACUUGGAGUUAAGAAACUUAUGAAUGUCAGAGAUGCAAAAGAAAAGUGUCCACAGCUAGUAUUAGUUAACGGAGAAGACUUGACUCGUUACAGAGAGAUGUCAUAUAAGGUUACAGAGUUGUUGGAAGAAUUUAGUCCAAUUGUUGAGAGACUCGGGUUUGAUGAAAAUUUUGUGGAUCUAACAGAAAUGGUUGAGAAGAGACUAGAGCAGCUUCAAAGUGAUGAACCCUCAGCACUGACUGUGUCGGGUCAUGUAUACGAUAAUCAGCCUAUAAACCUGCAUGACAUCUUGCACAUCAGACUACUUAUUGGAUCUCAGAUUGCAGCUGAGAUGCGGGAAGCCAUGUAUAAUCAGUUGGGUCUCACAGGCUGUGCUGGAGUGGCUUCUAAUAAAUUAUUGGCAAAAUUAGUGUCUGGCAUCUUUAAACCAAAUCAGCAAACACUCUUACUACCUGAAAGUUCUCAAGAUCUCAUUCAUAGUUUGAACCACAUAAAGGAAAUGCCUGGUAUUGGCUAUAAAACUACCAAACGUCUGGAAGCACUGGGUAUCAGUAGUGUGCGUGAUCUUCAAACCUUUUCAUCCAAAAUAUUAGAAAAGGAAUUAGGAAUUUCAGUUGCUCAGCGUAUCCAGAAGCUCAGUUUUGGAGAGGAUAACUCUCCUGUGACACCCUCAGGACCACCUCAGUCCUUUAGUGAGGAAGAUUCAUUUAAAUGUUCAUCAGAAGUUGAAGCUAAAAAUAAGAUUGAAGAACUACUUGCUAGUCUUUUGAACAGAGUCUGCCAAGAUGGAAGGAAGCCACAUACAAUAAGAUUAAUAAUCCGUCGGUAUUCAUCUGAGAAGCACUAUAACCGUGAGAGUCGUCAGUGCCCAAUUCCAUCCCACAUAAUUCAGAAGUUAGGGAUAGGAAAUUAUGAUGUGAUGACCCCAAUGGUUGAUGUACUUAUGAAACUUUUUCGAAAUAUGGUGAAUGUGAAGAUGCCAUUUCAUCUUACCCUUUUAAGUGUGUGCUUCUGCAACCUUAAAGCCCUAAAUACUGCUAAGAAAGGGACUAUUGAUUAUUAUUUAACACCAUCAUUAUCAACAACUUCACGCUCUGGCAAGCACAGUUUUAAAAUGAAAGACACUCAUAUGGAGGAUUUUUCUAAAGACAAGGAAACAAAUUGGGAUUUUCUACCAACUGGAAGAAUUGAAAGUACAAGAACUGGGGAGUCUCCACCAGAUACUACAAGUUUUUCUAAAGAAAAAGACAGUAACGAAUUUCCACUCUCCUCACUUCCUGAGGGUAUUGACCAAGAGGUCUUUAAGCAGCUUCCAGUAGAUAUUCAAGAAGAAAUCCUUUCUGGAAAAUCUAGAGAAAAAGUUCAAGGGAAAGGAAGUUUGAGUUGUCCAUUACAUGCUUCUAGAGGAGUAUUAUCUUUCUUUUCUACAAAACAAAUGCAAGAUGGUUCCUUAAAUCCUAGGGAUCAUUUAUCCAAAACCAAACAGAUAUCCUCUGUAUCUCCCUGUGAACCAGGAACGUCAGGCUUAAAUAGCAGUAGUUCCUCUUAUGUGUCUAACCAAAAGGAUUAUUCACAUUAUAUAGACAGUAGCUUAAAAGAUGAACUAAUGAGUCAAGGACCUAAAGAGUCUAAAGGAUUCCACUUUUCAAAAACAGACCCUGCUGUAUCUGUUUUCCAUUCAUUUCCAGAUUUGCAGAGUGAGCAACUUUUCUCCAAAAACUGCACUACAGACAGCCAUAAACCACCGAUGGCAACAGUCUUUAUUCAUGAAGGACUUACAGAAAAUAGAGAGCAAGAUUCUACCGAAGAGAAAGUUACUUUUCCUUCUGACAUUGAUCCUGAAGUUUUCUAUGAACUACCAGAAGAGGUACAAAAAGAACUGUUGGCUGAUUGGAAGAGAACAGGAUCAGAUUUCCACACUGUACAUAAAUAAGCAUGCUCAGAAAAAAGGGAAAGACCGUUGUUCUCAGAUUAACAGUUUAUUAAGCUCUUCUAAAUUAAAGACUAAUACUUUCAAUAAUGUAGAAACACAAUAUAAAAUGUUCCAGAUAAAGCAAACAUAGUUAUGGGAAGUAAAUUCUGGCACAAAGCAUAAAAAUGUUCAUAACAGAAAUAAUGUAAAAUAUUACCUUCCUCUUAUUUCUAAAGCUAUUUUAUAUUGCUUUUCAAUAAAAAGAAUAUCAUGGUCAGCAUUAGUACAUUUUCCAUUCAUUGUGGAAACGUCAGGAGGAAGAUAUAUAUGACUGUAUAUAAAAAAUAGAGUGACCAAAUCAUUGGUAUGCUGUACCAAAGAGCAGGUUUUUUCUAUGAACUAUGGAGUUGCUCAAGAAAUUCACCUCAUUAGGAAAUAGCUAUAAGAAAUUCUAUUGCCAACUAACCUGCUAAAAAUGUGUAUGUCUUUGACUGAAGUACUAUGUACCAUUCGAUAAGUUGAUUUAAAAACAAUACCAAAGCAGUGUAUAUUCAAUUAAUGGUUCUUUGUAUACCUAGAACCUACCACAAUGCCUGGCAUACAGAGGGUGCUCAGUAAGUAUUGAACGAAUGAGUUGUGUGGCAGAGGCCCAGCGGGGAAUUGGGCUGGGGAGUGUAUUUGUUGUAAAGAACUAGAAGGAACUCUCCAUACAAGUUGAUUAAGGGAAGGAUGACACUAGAAAUUCAAAGUGAUAGGUCUUUAAGAAUGUCAGAUAAUGGAAGAAGUCCAUUUCCUCUGGCCAGUCUGUAGGUUCUAAAAACAAUGGAUUAGGUGUGUUUUAAUCUUCUCUACAAUUUUGGAGAUGAAGAUUUGGAGAUGAGAUUAAGGAUAUCAUACCCACAACAAAUAUACACAGUGACUAAAUUGAUGGGUAUCCUAUUUCUCCCAUUGUUGUUGCGCUCCCCUUUCGCCUUCCAGAUUAGAAUCAGAUAUAAGCUUGUGGACAUUUUAUAAUUUGCAAGACAUAGAGGAUGUUUCUAGAAGACACCAAAGUGUGGGUCAGCACUGGUUUGGAGGAGGUCUGUUCUCAAGUUUAUAACCUUUCCAGAUAUAAGAAAGAAAGGAUGAUAAAAAUAAAG